Verticillium dahliae VdLs.17 is the source of this 1257-nucleotide messenger RNA. Its product is annotated as Pth12p. The transcript has 3 exons. Lineage: Eukaryota; Fungi; Ascomycota; Sordariomycetes; Glomerellales; Plectosphaerellaceae. The coding region runs from base 1 to 1257 and encodes 418 amino acids. Gene Ontology annotation, biological process: regulation of transcription by RNA polymerase II. The record is from RefSeq and is a predicted model, not a curated record. Gene Ontology annotation, molecular function: RNA polymerase II cis-regulatory region sequence-specific DNA binding; DNA-binding transcription factor activity, RNA polymerase II-specific.
AUGUCGAUGCUCGCCAUGGCUGCCCCCUCCCAACAUGCAGGCUUCAAGAGAGAGUACCCCUGGGACAAUGGCAGCUCGAUGGAGUAUGUACCACACUCUCGGCCCCAACCCGACAGGAUCGAGCUGCCCUCCAUUCGCCAGGCGUUCCCAGAAAUCAAGCUGCGUCUCCAGCCUCCAGAGGCACCCGCCAGGACGACAUCCUCAACUACUUCGCCGGUUGUCGGUCUUGCGGGAGUAAUGACUCCCCCAGAAUACAUACACUCGCCAAGCUCGGCGUCCAACAAGCGCCGCCGACUGUCAGUAGAAGAUGAACAGGACAGAGAGAGAGUCAACCGAGUUCCACGGGCGUACGAGAACCAGGGCCAAGCACAUCACCAAAGGCAGCUGUCCCCUCAACGGACACUACCCGGGCCACCAAACGAUGGCUGGGCGACAUCGGCAAGGACAAGCCCUUACGCAGCACACGCCCCGAUGCCUCCUAUGCGUCAAGCAGUCCCCAUGGAAGUGUACGACCGCCAGGAACACCGCCCCACACUUCCCAGUCUGCCUCACAUGGCUUUGGAUCGCGAGCCUAUGCACAUGCAGCGGCAACGGGGGCAUUCGAGCGAGGAGUUCCAACCCAUCAGGGCAGCAGCAGGCAUGGCCAUGCCCAACGCUCCGGGGAUGGAGACCGCACCAGCCUACCGAGCAGGAGGCUAUCCUUACAGCUAUCAUCACUCCAACCGGGCCCAGUCCCUCUCCCUGGGAGCCAUCGCACCCUUUGACCGCACACCAUUCUCAUCAGCUGCCCCAGGUUUCAACCCGCACUACCAGGACCUCAUGAGGCUCGGUGAGCUGGGUGGCAUGGGCAUGCAUGGCGAUAACAAACAGCGCAAGCGUCGUGGCAACCUUCCAAAGGAGACCACAGACAAGCUCAGGGCGUGGUUUGUUGCCCACCUUCAGCAUCCGUAUCCCACGGAGGAUGAGAAGCAGGAUCUGAUGCGCCAGACUGGUCUGCAAAUGAACCAAAUUUCCAACUGGUUCAUCAAUGCUCGCCGUCGCCAGCUGCCCGCCAUGAUCAACAAUGCCCGCGCCGAGUCGGAUGCCACGUCCGGUCGGGCGGGUACGGAGUCUGGCAAGAUCCUGCCGUCCACGGAGCGCGGAGAGGGUGGCAGGGCCAGUGUGCCUCUCAGUGAUGGCGAGGCCAGCCACUACGAGGAAGACCUUGAAACUCUGCAGCAGCGUCACGUUGCGCACAUCAAGAGGGGAAGCGUAUGA